Pocillopora meandrina is the source of this 6765-nucleotide messenger RNA. NCBI's taxonomy places the organism in Eukaryota, Metazoa, Cnidaria, Anthozoa, Scleractinia, Pocilloporidae. The record is from the annotation of a GenBank genome assembly.
GAUACAAGUAUAGUUCACAGAUUAUAUAAUUUCUUUAUUUUGCUGAAAACGAUGAGUUUUGUGUCCGACGAACUUGCGAAUGUUUUAAAAUCGGUAUACAGGAUGGAGGAGGGUAGUGAAAAUAACGGAGAUGAAGAGUCCUCUUCUAAUGUAGACAAAAAGAGUGAGGAGGUUUCGAAAGAGAAACGCUCUAGAAAACAUAAGCACAAGAAACACUCAAAGUCGAAGUCAAAGGACAAGAAAAAGCACAAAAAACGAAAACAUAAGUCAAGAUCACGCUCACAUUCUCGAUCGAAAUCACGGACACCAGAUGAAAUUGAGACCGAUUUUGUUCUUAAGAAAGACAAAAAUCUUGACACCGAGGAAAAGGAUAGAGAACUGGCCUCACAGAAUGGCACUGCUGGGUAUGGUAACGCUGUUCAACCAGCGCAGACCAACUGUGAUGAAAAGCCUAUCCAGGAUGUUCAUGGAUCUAAACCUUCAGAUUCCAAAGAAGAAAAGUCAGAGAGUUAUUUUAAAAGUAUUAGGUUAGAGAAUGAUAAAAAUGACUUGAUAUCUACUCCAGUUGCUGCAAAAAUAGGCCCGGAGAGAGAUUUUAACAGUAAUUGUUCAGGGAGUGAUGCAAAAGAUUUGGAGAACAAAAAGAGUACUUCAUCUUCCAGGAGUAAGUCAAAGUCCCCAGAGUCUAAAUUGUCUGGAAAUAACAAGGAGAGAGACUCAAGAUCUCAUUCCAAUGAUAGAGAGACUAAAAGGAAAUCCGGCUCACAAUCAAGUUCUAAGCAGUCUGCAAAGAAGAAGAAGCCAAGGUCACGGACACAUUCAAGGAGCAGAACAUCCAAAAAGAGAUCAAGGUCAAGGUCACACUCAAAAAGGAAUCGCCACAGAAGAACUGAAUCCAAGUCAAGUUCACGUUCCCAUUCAUACAACAGUAGGUCAAGAUCUAGGUCCCCAAGACGAAGAAAAAGAUCAUUCUCUAGGUCACCAAGACGUAAAAGGUCACUUUCCAAGUCACGCCAUAAAUCUCCUGUAUUUAAAAGCUUUAGAAGGGUUUCUCCACCUUCCUGGAAAAAAAAUGUAGGAUCUCUCAGGAGACAAAGGUCAAGAUCAUACUCUAGAUCUGGUAGGUCACCUCCAAGGAGAAGGAGUUCUCCAGGAAGGAAACAGUCACGUUCAAGAUCAAGAGGAAGAAGGUCACACUCUAGAUCAAGAACUAGAACCCCAAGGAAGAGAACACGAUCCUUGUCUAGGGACAGGAGACAUCAUAGAUCCAGAUCAAGGUCACACUCAAGAGGAAGAGGUCAAAGAUCAGCAUCUAGAGAAAGAAGGAGGAGUAAGAGUAGUAGAUCUCGGUCAAAAUCAAAGGAAAAAACACAACCAAGGAAUCCUUCAUCAGUACCCAAUGUGCCAGUAACAGAUAAAAUAUCUACUUUGAUUGACAAACCAGUCGCAAGUGAUCUUUCUGCACAGCAGACAAAAGUUGCACAGAGGGCUGGAGGGAAAACUAUUGCGGAGCUUACUGCUUUCUGUAAAAAGCUACAGGAUGAAAAGGAGAGUAUAGACAGUGGUAACACAAGUGUAACAACUUUAGAAAAGAAAGAAGAUUCUCAGCCAGUGGCACACCAUCCAUUUUUAAUUAAAGAAAAGCCAGAUAUCACAAUACCACCUGUUAUCUUUCCAGUAAGUUAAUAAAAGUAGUGCAUGUACACCAUUUUUUUUAGUGUGUGCAUGUGUUUUAUGUAAAACUGAACCUCAGGUCUAGAUUGAAAGCACUAAAAUUUUGAUGUGUAGAUAUGAAAGGUAACUAGUUUGAUGUAUCUAUUUAUGCAUGUGUUCUUUGAUUAAGGUUUGAAUUUAAAUUUGUGGUCAUUGUGAGAGAGAACUUAAUCUUUCUUACUAAUCUUCCUUAUCUAGGUGAACAAGCCUAUGGUCCCACAAGUAGGGUCAUCCAAACCUCUGCAGGAGCAGUUUCCUGUGUCUUGUGGAAGUAAACACAGAGAAAAAGAGGGUGUCAAUGAUGGGGCUGAAAUGGUUGCCAACAUAGAUGGCUCUGCAAUUCAGACGCAACCAAAAGUAGAAGUAUUUCCUCAACCUUCUGCUGAGGUAUAUAGCUGAUGUUUUUGUUUCCUUUAGUUCAAUUAUCACUUUCAUUUUUGAUAAUUCUGUUGUAUGUACAAACUGUAUGGGAAAUAUUCCCUUCUCCACUUCUUUCAGAAACUGGACAUCAGUGACCUUGUUGCUAAGCGAAUGGAUGCACAAAGGCGGCUGCAGACUGACCCUAAUGACAUUGAGGCCCUGUUGGUUCUCCAGGAGAUUCAAAUGAAGAUGCAGAAUUGGUGCCAAUCAAAUGUUAAGCCAGGCCAGUUUACUGGAGAGCUUGUGAAGAAUCUUUUGCCAAAGGAAGAUUUGCAAGGAGGCUUCCAGGCAUGGGCCAAAAAGGUAGAUUUCUUUGUGUGUGCAUGUUUGUGUGUGCAUUUCUAAUUUGUGUUAGAUUCAAUCAGAAUUGGACAGAAAAUAUCCUUAUGACUUACCUAUAAAAGCAAAUCCUAACCUGUAAGCAUUCAAGAGGGGGGAUUUAUGCUUUUAAGUAAUAGUUAUUGUUUUUGUUGAACAUGCACAUGUCUACCAAUAAAUGCCAUUUUAAAUAGUAUAGCUGUUGUUUCUGGUUGCGAUGAUAUUGAAUUGUCAUCUUGAUUGCAGGACAUGUUUCACAAUCUCUCACCAGUUUCUGGUGGUAUUGGCAUGAAGCUUCUCCAAAAAAUGGGAUGGAAACCUGGACAAGUGAUUGGUAAAAGAGGAGAAGGUUACGCUGAACCUAUUGCUCUCACUGUCAAAAUUGAUAGGAAAGGUCUCAGUGCUGGAAAGGAAAAGGCUACCAAGAAAGGUGCUCCUACUGUUCUGGACCUGCAAGGUAACUUGUGCUGACUGUUUUUUCACUGACUAGUGACAUCACCAUCAUUGUCUGAGUAUCAUGAUAAUCAUUAAGAAAUUUUUUUAAUUUGUUUUGGUGGAGAGUAUAGAAAUGGUGUAUGUAAAAGGGAAAGACUUUCUCAAAGUUGUUUGCAGUUCAUAAUGAUUUGUCACUCUCAGCUUAGCAUUGACAUCCUGACAUCUGGCAAAUUGCUGUCACUGACUUGGGCUGUUGUCUCUGUCCAUAUCAUAACUGACAGACCAAGUUUUUACCCUCUCAAUUUAUGGCCAAAGGCUGAAGCAGGUGGGCCUUAGAUUGAAAGGAGAAAAAAAUGAAGGAUCCAUAAGUUAUAUAAAUGGACUCUGAAGAUAACUUAAGUGAGGUAUUUCCUGUAUCUUUAGGGUAUGUCUGACAGGUUUUGGAAAUGAUUAGUAGACAUGUAUAAUAUUAUGUAGAAGGACUGUUAAAUGACUGACCUUAGUAAAAAGUGGAUUUGUCUAGUUCAGUAUAUCCCUUGAGAUUAAUUUAUAUUUAAGCAUCUUCCUACUGUCCGGCAUUUUUUUUUCUUUUUUUUCAGAGGGGGAGGGAGGUAUUGGGGGAAAGGCUCUUUUACUAAAGCAAUAAUUAUUUUGAUUAAAAUUAUUAGUUAACAAUAUUAUAUAUUGUUUGAGUUUGAGUACUUUGUUAUAGAGGCAUUGGAAUUUGAAUUGCUUGUUGACCAACCAAAUUGUGACCCAAAUUUCUGAGCAUUGUUUCUCAGUCGGUGCACACUUCUUACAUGUAGUUCUGCCUUUUAUUACGUUUAGUUGGUUUUAUAAUCUUCCUUUAUCCAUUGUCAUCUUGUAUCCCUUUUUAAGAAAUAUCAUGGCACUUAUGAUUUAAAAACAUUUCUGAUAUGUUUUCUUUUACUCUAGACAUCUCUCUUUGGGUCUCUUGUGUAAGGUUGUAUUAAUAAUGUGAGAACUUCUUGUUUUCACAGCAGUGAUAGAUUGAGAAUUGGGGUUUACAACUCACAAUUAGAUUGUAUUGUUUAGAAAAUUACACUUUCUGUAAUCAAUGAGUCGUUCAAUCAAAUGCUAGUCAGAGAUUUGAUUUUGCAUGCAAGGCUAUGACAUUUUGCAGACUGUAAUUAUGUUCUUGCUUGUUAUUUGGUGAUGGCAACUUUUGCUCCAGUUCUGAUUUUGUCACUGUUGUACUAUUUGCAGUAAAUUGUUUACCCAGCUCACACAUAUUAAAAGAUUCCAAUAAUGGUCACAGAGUGUUGUCACAGAGUGUUGUCAUACAGCAUAGAAUGGCCCAGUGAAUUGUGCCAUUCUAUGCUAAUGCAUGGAAACAAAUAAAUUUUUCCCAGCAGUAAAAGGCAUCGACCCCUUUGAAAUGAAGCCUACAUACAAGCAAUUCAAUAUGCAAUGCCUCUUGAUCCGAUGUUGAGAAUUUUAGCACCACAAGGAGAUUGUACCAUCAAAUGAUGAUCACACAAAGACUUAUUUUUGAUGACAACAGGUAAAUAUUACUGGGUGUGUUUUGUGGCUGGAUACCUUCAUUCUUGAACAAGUCCUGACUGAAUUUCAGAACCCUUUUUUUGAAACUUUUGUGAGUUCUAAAAUUAUGUUGACUCACUAGUAUAAUACAAAUGAGUUACUCAGUUUUACUUGCAGAUGAAGCAAUUUUGUAUGAUUUUCCUUGAUUUUCAAAAGCAAUACUACACAAUUCAAAAGCUGCAUUUCUGAGAAGUCAGGAUAGUCUUCCUAAGAAUUUAACACAUUUUAUGGUAUAUGUGUAUUUUAUUUUUGAUGGGAGAAAAAGGCAGUUGAUCUUUAAAUCAAAGGAGAAGUGCAUGAAAUUAACUUCGUAUCUCAUUCUGUCACCAUUAUUUAUUUAAAAGAUGUUUAAGAAAGUUCUCAGAUAAAGCAGGCUAGUUCUGAAAUUCAAAAUUUAGGGUUCAUUAAUGAACAUUCUUGACACAAAAUCACCCAAUUAGUUCUUUCCAAAUAUGGGGGGAGUGCUGGAGAAAUCUUUGUGAACAUCCACUUGUCAGAUGAAAGGUUUUUGCACAAACUUAAAUUAGUUGCCUUCAGAUAAUUAUUCCUUGGGGAUGAUACCUGUUUUCAUGAUGAACAAGGAGAAGAUGAAUCUGUCCAAAUUUGAUUUUCUAGCCCCUUUGAUACAUGAAGGUCAAAGUAAUCUUAGGACAAUAAUUGGAAUGGGAUCCUAGUCAUCCAAAGGAAAAAUGCAGUCUAAGAAAUGGGGAUCAGGGUUAGUUCAUCCUUAUGAUCUUAAUCACAGGUUCAAGGGAUCAAGUCACUAAUACAUCAAGUUUAUGAUUUUUUUUUCUCAUUUUUUUUUUUCAAUUUUUUGGAAAAUUGAAAGGAGCUUUUUGUAACAGAAGAAACUAGAAUACUCAUGAAAUUUUGACCUGAGAUAAUGUCUUGCUCUUCAAUGAGGUAAUAUUAUUUGAUAUUUCUUUAGCAAAAAUCAGUUGAUGACCACUUUUUCUCCAGUCCUCUCUUUAUUUUUGAAAUGGACUGUAAUGGAAGGUAACUAUCCACCAAUACAGUGCAGGUUAUUAAUUUAAAGCCUCAAGGCAUUGUUACUCCUAUAUUGUACAGGGUCAAUACAGGCUCUUUUGGAGCAUAAGUUUAUCUUCAUUGGAUUGAAACUUUCACUGUUGCUGUUUUGGUGGAUAAAAAUCUUUCUUUCCUUGGUAUCUUGAACACUACUUCUAACACAGGAAUUCCUGCCAAGAGAGAAACUGAAGAGGAUGUUUAAAAAAAUAAUAUUGUAAGCAGGGGACAAAACUACAGAUUCCAAUUUCAAUACUUGAAAAACAGGCUAAACCUUUGCAGUGUUCUUUGUUCCCUCAGAUGUCACUUUUGAAGAAUGUAGUGUCUUGCAAGUUGCAUUAUAAACUUUUCCUAGGCUGUUAGUUGGCCCUCUUGUGAUGUGAAUGGAGCAAUUAUACAGUAAUGGGGAGGUUGCUCAUUAUUUGUGCUAGAAGCAGAGGAGAUUGCAGUUUAGCCUGUUAUUGUCUCUAUUGCUUGUCUUGCAUUUUGUGUAGCUCCAUCUUUGAGAGAGUUGUAUCAAAGUGAUGUUCAUGUUGCCAUGAUGUGUCUUUUUCUCAUAAACUUUUUUUUUCAAUCAUACUUUGCAGGAAAGCAUCCUGUGUCUGCCCUGGCUGAGUAUUGCAGUAAGAGAAAAUGGCAACUGCCCGACUACACUUUAGUCUUUGAUCAUGGCCCAGCACACCAUAAACAGUUUCUGUUUAAAGUUUUAGUGAACAGUGUAGAGUACCAGCCUGCAGUGGUGUGCGGCAACAAAAAACAGGCUAAAGCACAGGCAGCUAUUUUUGCUCUGAAAGGUCUUGGCCUCAUUCCUGAAGAUGCUGAAAUAUCUGCAGUAUAAUGCAGGUUUUUUGAUAUACAUAUAUGAGGUGAUGGGUGGGUAUCUAUCACUAAAGAAUUUUUGAUGAUUGCAUUUUGUUCUAAACAAGACUGUGUCAUGUGUAGAUGUUCCAAAGCUGUGCUCUGUUACACCACAAGUCAAAUCACUUUUACUGAAUAACUUUCUCAGUUUCUUCCUUUCCACCUUUGUCUAUCAGAACCAUGGCCUUGAACUUUGUUACUUUCCUUAGAUCUGUCGCUGUUAAUCAGGUAGCCUCAACAAAACUUUAUUUGGUCAAAUUCUGCCAAAGUAAAAAUUGCAAGCCUUUGUUGUCAAUUUUCUCUUUGUCCACCAUCUAUUUGUGAGGUUCAGCUAAGAAAACAAAGACCUUUGAAACAGCAAUGUUACCUCAAUUAUUGCUCAGUUUUGUUGUCACAAAUGGUUCAGAUGAGACUCUUGAGUUCAUAAAUCCUACG